Molecule: messenger RNA, 930 nt
Organism: Chanos chanos (milkfish)
Lineage: Eukaryota; Metazoa; Chordata; Actinopteri; Gonorynchiformes; Chanidae
Product: claudin-20-like
Exons: 1
Coding region: 1-930 (309 amino acids)
Cellular component (GO): bicellular tight junction; membrane
Molecular function (GO): structural molecule activity
Source: RefSeq, a predicted model, not a curated record
AUGCCAUCCUCCGCUAUGCAGAUCCUAGCCUUUGCCUUGGCACUGCUGGGCAUUUUGGGUGCCACAGUGGCCACCCUACUGCCCAACUGGAAGGUGAGCGCUGACGUAGGCACCAACAUUAUGACAUCCAUCUCCCAGAUGCAAGGACUGUGGAUGGACUGCGCCUGGUAUAGUACAGGCGUCUUCAGCUGCACUCUUAAGUACUCAGUACUGGCACUCCCGGCUUAUCUGCAGACUGCCCGCACCACCAUGGUACUCUCCUGCAUGGUGGGCACCUUGGGACUCUGUCUGGCUGCACUGGGGCUCAAGUGCACCCGCUGGGGGGGCAGUCACAGGGCCAAGAGCCACACGGCCAUUGCAGCAGGGGGUUGCUUUAUGGUGGCAGGUGUCCUCUGCUUAGUGCCAGCCUCCUGGUUCACCAACGAGGUUAUAACCACCUUCUUGGACUCGAAGAUACCCGAAACCAGCAAGUACGAGCCGGGAGGGGCUGUCUACGUCGCCUUCAUCUCAGCCGGGUUCUUGCUCGCUGCCAGCGUCAUCUUCUGUCUGUCCUGCCCGAGCAAGAGAGAAGGUCCACUGGACUUUGGGUCAUCCCAUCCAGACAAACUGGUGCAGCACCAGGUACAACAGGAGCAGGUGAACUGCGACAAGCUACGACGAGAGCAGCAACGGCGAGAGCAGCAGCAGCAGCAGCAGCAGCAACAACAGCAGCAUCAGGAGCUUCACUACGAGGAGCCUCCACAGUCUGAGUUGCCCGAGCGUGAGCAACCGCACUGGGAGAAACUACCGCAGGAGAAGCUCCAGUCCAACGACCUAAAGCAUGAAACACCGAAAAAGCUCCUGCACGAGAAAGGGGAACAGUACUACUCCCCAUCCCGCAACCGGCCUCAGGACAUCCGGACGGGUUACAUCCUGCAAGACUACGUGUAA